Sphenostylis stenocarpa is the source of this 157-nucleotide messenger RNA. NCBI's taxonomy places the organism in Eukaryota, Viridiplantae, Streptophyta, Magnoliopsida, Fabales, Fabaceae. The record is from the annotation of a GenBank genome assembly.
AAAUAAUGUAGAUGAUGUAAAAGAAAGUGUUUUAGUUGAUAAAAUCAAUAAGCUAAAGCUAUUUGGAAAAGAGAUUCAAAGCAAAGAUUUCGUGGAGGAAAUUAUCGAACUAGUGGCAGAAAUUGAAGCUCAACCUAAAGAAUGGAUUACCUCCUAG